This is a messenger RNA of Scophthalmus maximus (turbot), 3575 nucleotides long. RefSeq names its product testis expressed 10 (gene tex10). The transcript is spliced from 16 exons. Gene Ontology annotation, cellular component: nucleus; MLL1 complex. The record is from RefSeq and is a predicted model, not a curated record. Bases 349 to 3180 code for a protein of 943 amino acids. Lineage: Eukaryota; Metazoa; Chordata; Actinopteri; Pleuronectiformes; Scophthalmidae.
UCCCAGGACACGUGUCGACAACUUUUGUAUUUUUUAUUAAAAUUUCGCUUCAAGUUGGUGUGCAGAUAUUAUUUUGCUAUCUUGAAAAUAACUUCCAUGGGGCUUCAGCCGUAGAGGUUUUAUAUCUCCGCCGCAGUUGUGCUCUGCACAACCAACGGGUUCCCGGCUCUGUAAACAUGUACACACACAAGUAGAGGACCCAAUACAUCACCACGAGAUUGGACACUGAAUAUUUCCCUUUUUAUAUCUAUUGAUAGUUGUUAGUAGGUUUGCUAUUCACCAGCUCCAACCACUCCUGAUAAUUUGAUGCUAAGGCUUUUCAUUGUGAGAGCAAUAUAGACUGCAGAGAUGAAGUCCAAGAAGAAGAAGAGACAGGAUGAUUUCCAGAAGGUCAAGUUAAAAGUGGGGAAGAAGCUGCCCCAAGCUGGUAAUGCCACCAACACCAACUUCCGCACAAAGGGAAUCCAUCUGUCUGAGCAGCUGAAGAGAGACAAGAGUGGCCCCACCACACAGAGACACCUUGGUAUCAAUGACCUCCUGUCUCAGCUCCACCAUUACAAUGCCAAUGUGAAGCAUGGUGCCUUGAUGGGUUUGAGAGAGUUGUUGUCCCUCAAUCCAUCUCUGUUAGAGCAGCAUCUCUCUCGUCUGCUUUCUGAAGUUGCAGCAGUUUUCACAGACAAGGAUGGCAAUGUUCGUGCGGCAGCUACACGUGUGCUCAGGUUCAUUGCACAGUCGGUGCCUGCAGAACGAGUGGCCCCAUUCUUCCCCCUCCUCAGUGCCCACCUGUCUUGUGCCAUGACUCACAUUGAGACGGGCAUCCAGGAGGACGCAAUGAAGGUUCUGGAUGUGUUGUUGGAACACUACCCUGCUUUGCUAGCAGCGCGGCCUGCAGUACUCCUCACGAACUUCCUAGAGCUGAUUUCUCAUAGACAAAGCAGUGGUGGAACCAAAAAAGCCCAGGAUGCCAAGGGGCGGACCUGGGCACUGUCAGUCAGUCUUAACAGGGCCGUGACUAGCCAGCAGUGGCGACUCUCUGUGCUUCUCAGGCUUGGUCGCUUUCUGCAGGCAGUAGUCGAGGAAAGACCGGUGGAGGAAGGUGACUUGUCUGUUGCAACUGAAGGAGUGUUUGGUUGCAGUGGUGAAGACCGGCUUACACCUCUGUUUCUCAACUGGGAAGAGCUCACCUAUAGUAAGGUCGGAGUUAGGGUGUAUGAGCAUUCUGGGACCAAACCGACUCCGCGGUCCACCUUCAGACUCAGACCUGAGGUGGAUCCUGGAGCUGCAUUGGGUGAGAGUCUGGACUCUGCUGAGGCUGUUCAGAGCUUUGCAGCUACGCUGGUGCCUCUUCUGCUGGAAGUUUGGGUCGAGGCCAGUGCUAGUGAGAGUCCCUGGAACAACAGUGAGGGCGCUAACCUGCUCACCCCAGAUGCCAUGUCAGUGAUGUUCCAGGUGUUGUCUAUUCUGCAGCUGCUGAGGAAACUGGCACCACAGCAGGAGCAACAGGAUGCACUGGAUGCAUGGUUCCAUAAAGAAUACCUGGGCGAUUUUAAGCAACACUUCAUGAAAAACUUUCCCUAUGGUACCCAGGACAUGCCCAAACCUAGAAGGAAGGUUGAUCUCAAAAGGAGUAAACAAACUGCAGCCAUUCCAGGUCCGUCUGUGGAGCCCCUGGCCCUGAACAUCACACUUUGCCAGGUCAUGGUGUCCCUCAGCCAGACGCAGGGACUUGGCCGAGAGACGGACGGAGACUGGCUUGCGCUGCUGAGGACGUUUGUCAGAGACACUCUGGGCAGCGGAGUGAAACUGAGCUACAGGCAGCUUCACAUGCUGCUGGGUACUGUGUGGAAGAUGGUGCUCACACAGAGGAGUAAAACAGUGACAGAGGACCUGUUGGCAGCAGUUUACAUCUACUAUAAACAGAGGAACCUGACUCUGCAGACACGAUCUCUGCUCCUGUCUUUCUACAGCAAGCUUUACCUCCAGGAGCAAGGCCAUACGCAUAUCGCCAGGUGUAAGGUGCUGUGUAAGUGGUUGGCAUCUCUUCCAGUGCAGCUGUCCCAGCUGGGCCACCGUAACCCAACUCUCUCUGCACGACUCAUCCUGUCCAUCCACGCGGCUGCUGCACGAGGAAACAAGGAUCUACUCAACAGUCUGCAGACACACGCCUGCCGGCUCUAUGAUCCACAGGAAGGAGUUCUUGUGCUGUUACCGGCAGAGUCCCAGCAGCGAAUGGUGCAACUGCUCUACUUCCUACCCAAGAUGUCCCAGUCUCUUCUGGCCAACCUGAGCUGCUGCUGCACCGCUGGACGAAUCUCAGCUGGACUCGCUGCCUCUCUGAUCCGUAUCGUACACCUUAGGUCAUCUCUGAGUGGCUGGUCAGUUGGGAGCCAAGAAGUGGCUCUGCAGGACGUGGACUUCUUCAGCUUCCUGUUCUCCACCCUGACAGGCUUCUCGUCCGACAAGCUCGUCUCCCUGCAGGAGGCUGGAGACGAGGAAGCCCUGCCUUGCUCCCCUCUCUCACCCCUCAGUCUCUAUCCCACCUCGCUGGAACAGUUCACACACCACUGGGACGUUGUUGAGGAGGUGUGCCACUGUCUGGAAACUCUGGGCUCCAAGUCUCAGUGCUAUGACAUCUUGCAAAAUGGCAUUUGCAAAUACCUGAUCAAGUUGGCCGUGGUUCCUGACAGCCUGGUUGCCGGGCUGCUCAGAGCAGUGGCCAGAUUACUGGACCUGUCUGUCCUGCCCAUUGAGCCGGUGCUGCGCUUCUUGUCUCAGUGCUGCCUCAGCCUCAUGGCUCUACUUAUCACCCUGCAGCAGGAGGCACCUACCGAAACCAACCACAAAAGGGAGGCGAUUUGGGGUGCUUGUGUGAUGGUGCUGAGCACCGUUCCACGCCUGCUGCGGAUGGUUCUGCAGAUGUUGCGGGUCGGUGAUCUGAGCGAGGAAGAGCUGCCGCAGCUUGGGCAGAUCCUGUCGAUGCUUUUGCAGCACGCUCCGCUCCACAACCAGCUACUGGCCAACGCCUCUCUUCUGCAGGAGAUAAUACAGAACCUCACGAGGUAUAACCGGGCUGCGACGAGGGAGCAGUGGCUGACGGACCUGCUCUACUGCUACAGCCUCACUGUGGCUCACGGCUCCUCUGCUCACCGUGGAAACGUGGGCCUUCGAGACAUGUACUGACCGACCCGCCCACCAGACAAGACAUGGUGUGUUUCUCAGUUCAACCUCUCAAACGUGUCACAGUUACUUUUGACAAGCAAAUCACUGAAAAAGCUCAGUACCGAUAAGUUAAUAAUUCAUAAACUUUCAGUCAGUGAUGCAAUGGAAAAGUGUUUUUUAUUGUGAGUGACAAUGAAUACUCCACAUUUUUUGUUUUAAAGACUGCAGCUGUUUUGCUGUCUUAAGUUGCCUCUUUAUUACUUCAUACUUAGUCUGGUGAUUGUCAUCUUGCUUCUUCUGAGUAUUGUUUUAAUUGCUGUUGCAGACAUUGUCAAGUCCUUAUUGAGGUACCUGGUGACCUUUUGUGGACCCCCCCCCCCCCAAAAAAAAUAAAAUAAAUAAAAAAUAAAAAAAAA